UGUACGCUAAAAUAUUAAAUUGCCGGCUUUAGUGACUCAUGGACGUUUCUAUGCGCAGUUUAUGUUAUAUGCUCUUCAAGUAGACGUCAGAAUAUUGUAUGCAGAGAUCAGUUUAAUUGAAUAAUUUCAUUAAAAGUAUUCAUAAUAAUAUACUAAUAGUGACAAAAACCGAACCGUGGUUGUGCACAAUAUCAUUGAAUUCGUUUUAAAUUAUAAAUGUCAAUAAAAUACUCAAUAAUUUAUUUUAAUAAUAUGAUAAACACACAAUCAAAUGUUUUUCUUCAUGUGCCUAGUUUGAAUAAAACGAUGGACAGCUACAUUUAUGGGGAAAACGAAAAACGAGCGUGAUGCCGAUCAACGGCAACGCGUUGGCCAAGUACUUGGUCAUGGUGUCGCAAGUGAUCGCUUGGUGUACCGUCAGUGCGAUGUUGUUACGGAGGGGCCUGAAUCAGGUGAAUGCAGCAUCGCAGCAGCCGCCGUCGUCAUCGUCGUACGGUGGCAACAAACCUUACGGUGGUCCGGACACAACAUUCGGCGACAGCAACGCGACAUCGACCGCGGCUACGGACUCCGACCACCAUCAGCAUGGGACGUCGGUGGCGGCGGAAAAGUCGUUUGGCGAAAACGGUGCGCCUGCCGUGGUGGCGGGCGUAGUAAUGAUUGCGAUCGCGGUGAUCAUGUUGAUCAUCAGCCCUACGAUUAUGGUGAUGAAAAUGAUAGAGAAACGCAAGAAAAGGAUCCUGGACACGGAAUUAGAAUCUCCGCCUAAGUACGAAGACGUGGUAGAAAGCGCCCCAAGAUAUUCGUCGUUAUUUGUAUUUAAUAAUGAUGGUGAAAUGGCAUUGGUGUCUGAAAAUAUACCACACAAAGAAAUGGAUAAUAUUCAAAAACAACUUGUUUGAAAUAAUUAAUUUUAUAUUAUAUUAUCUACUACAAUAUACUUACACUGCCACUACAUCGAUUGGCCUAAAUCUACAGAUAGUCAUCAGACAGUUAUCCAAAAAAUAUUAUUUAUUCAUGGUAUGAUUUAGCGUAUAAACCUUAACUUAUAAGUUAAAACACAUAAACGGGAGAAUAUUUUUAAUUAAAAGAAAUAAAAGAAAUAUAUAUAAAAUAGUUAUAAUUUAUGCAAUAAAUGUAUAUAAAAGUGUUGUAUAUAUAUUUUUUAUAUGUAUUAAUAUUAUAUUUUAUAUUUUCCAUGUAUGAUAUUUGACAUUUUAUUACAAUUUGUAAUAUUUCAUGCAAUAUUGUUAAAUUUAAUCUUUUUUUGAAAUCAGCAACAGCUAACAUUAAAAUUUUUUUGCAACAUUUCGCAUAAAAUUGAAUGAGUUGAUUAUAUCUAUAUAAAAAUUGUUUUUUCUAAUGUUUAAUUGAAAUUUAAUAAUAUAUUAAAUAGAUACUUACCAAGGGUAUACCAAACUAGAUAAUAUUUUCUACCAAAAACCCCAUUAAAAUUGAAUAUACAAACACAUUUGUUCAGCAAAACGUCAAGAAAAACAUAAUAAUAAUAAAAACCGGGAAAGUCACUCUCUAUCGUAUAAUACGGAUCAAGUAUAUCUCGUCAUUGGGUAAAUAACCAUAAUGGAUAUGAUAAAUUUGUUGAAUUUGAAUUCAAUGAUAAAACAUUGAAUACGAUGAAAAACAAUUUUAGCGGUGAAGAUCUGUUAGCCUACAUAAUCAAUGUCUACAAAGUAAUACGCAAUUUUGGUAAAUUUCUAUAAAUUACCUAUUAUGCUAUGUAUUUUCAAUAUUUUAUAAUUGCUGUAAGAAAAAAAAAAUUACUUCUUUCAUCUGUUAUUUUUUAUCCAAACGCAGAAUGUUAAUAGUUGGUUAUAUUCAGUUUAUACUAAUAUAAAUUGUGGAACUUAUGUAUAAUUUACAAUCCAUAUAAAAUAAAUGUACUAUAGAUCUUUCCUCA
This is a messenger RNA of Rhopalosiphum padi (bird cherry-oat aphid), 1918 nucleotides long. RefSeq lists its product as uncharacterized. The record is from RefSeq and is a predicted model, not a curated record. The transcript has 3 exons. Bases 348 to 902 code for a protein of 184 amino acids. Lineage: Eukaryota; Metazoa; Arthropoda; Insecta; Hemiptera; Aphididae.